CCGCACUGAAGAGUUCAUGUGUUCGCGAAGUGCUCGUGGUGAGGCAGUUGCCAUUUUGAAACCCAAAUCGUUCACAGUACACCCGCCCUGAAACCUGGAACUAUGCCGCGGGGCCGGCCUCGCAAACUGAGGGAUAAAACCAACGACGGAACAGAGGGUAUAUCUGGAGCCAAGCAGGACUACAGGCAUGGAGAUUCCAAGGACAACAAGUGCACCGUCUGCUCCCAGAGCUUCACUACUGAGAGCCAGCUACAGAGGCACCAGCGCGACCAUGAGGCCAACGACAAGCCUCACCGGUGCGACCAGUGUGCCCAGACGUUUAACGUGGAGUUCAACCUCACGCUCCACAAGUCCACACACGCCACCUCCAACCCCACCUGCCCGGUGUGCCACAAGAAGUUCUCCCGCGUGGCCAGUCUCAAGUCCCAUAUCAUGCUGCAUGAGAAGGAGGAGAAUCUGAUCUGUACAGAGUGUGGCGACGAGUUCAUUCUCCACAGUCAGCUCAUGCUGCAUCUGGAGGAGCACCGCAAAGAGCUGUCUGGGGCCAAGGUGUACACCUGCAAGACCUGCAGCAAGGAGUUCAAGAUGGCGGGCCAGCUCAAGGAGCACACCAAGACCCACAUCAAGAUGAGGCCACUCAGCUCGAAUUCCAGAAACUACAAGAAGAAUAUUGAUCGCAGUGGAUUUACCAACAGCUGUCAGCAUUGUGGGAAGACGUUUAAAAAGCCCAGCCAGCUCGUUCGACACACACGAAUACACACAGGCGAACGGCCGUACAAGUGCAGCCACUGUAGCAAGGCCUUCAACCAGAAAGUGGUGCUGCAGACCCAUAUGGUGAGGCACACGGGAGAGAAGCCCCACCUCUGCACCUUUUGCCCCGCUUCCUUCUCGCAGAAGGGCAACCUGCACUCACACGUCCAGAGAGUGCACUCUGAGCUUACGGGAGUGCCACUGUUCCCAUGCAUGGACUGUAGCUGUGUGUUCAAAAAGCUGGGCAGUCUCAACGCCCACAUCAGCAAGAUGCACAUCUUACUCAUUGAGGAAUCGGCCAACACACAGGAGGUGGAGGAGUCGGGUCAGGGCGUUGCGGGGUCAGAGGGCAGCGAGGUGGUGACUGACGUGAUCCAGCAGCUCCUAGAGCUGUCAGAGCAGGUGACAGGGGAGGGGAACCAGUCACAGCCCCAAGAACAGACCAUCACCAUGGAUACGGCCAUCAACCAGGACAUCCUACAGCAAGCCCUGGAGAACAGUGGGUUGAGCGUGGUUCAGUCCCAGACCAAUGGAGCGGCCAGACAGACUCAGAGCCAUGCCGCUGAGGGGGCUCUACCUGACAGUAAGAAGUUACCAGGCCAGGACAAAACCGCCAAGAAGGAGAAGAAAAGUAUCUUCAAAAAACCUGUACAGAUGCCAGGCUCCAUCAGGGAGGAGAACGGCGUGCGGUGGCACAGCUGCCCUUACUGCAGCAAGGAGUUCAAGAAGCCCAGCGACCUGGUGCGCCACGUCCGCAUCCACACACACGAGAAGCCCUUCAAGUGCAAGCAGUGCUUCCGCGCCUUUGCCGUCAAGAGCACCCUCACUGCCCACAUGAAGACACACACAGGCGUCAAGGCCUUCGAGUGCCAGUGCUGCAUGAAGUGCUUCUCCACGUCGGGCAGCAGGAAGGUCCACAUGCGCCUACAUACAGGUGUGCGUCCGUUCCCGUGCCCUCACUGUGACAAGAUCUUCCGUACGUCGGGCCACAGAAAAACGCACAUCGCCUCCCACUUCAAGAGCCUGCAGCAGAAGAAGCACAAGUUCCCACGCAAAAUCCACAGAACCAAGGUGUCCAAGAGCAACCUACCUCUGCCUGAUAUCCCCCUGCAAGAGCCCAUACUCAUCACGGACCUCGGUCUCAUCCAGUCCCAGAACCCUCGCCUGGUCUUUCAGACAUACCUGGAGAUGGUGGACAAUGAUCGGCCAUACAAGUGUCCUUGCUGUAACAAGGCCUAUAAGAAAUCCAGCCACCUCAAGCAGCACGUUAGGUCUCACACGGGAGAGAGGCCGUACAAGUGUGUCCAGUGCAGUAAGGGCUUUGCCUCCUCGGGGGUGCUGAAGGCCCACAUCCGGACCCACUCGGGCCUCAAGGCCUACAAGUGCCUGAUUUGUGACACCACGUUCACCACCAGCGGCAGCCUGCGCCGCCAUAUGACCACUCACAGCGACAUGCGGCCCUACAUGUGCCCUUACUGCCAGAAGACCUUCAAGUCCUCACCCAACUGCAGGAAGCACAUGAAGACCCACAGGUAUGAGUUGGCCCAGCAGCUCCACCAACAGCAGAACCCGGAGCCCUCGCCGCUGGACGACCCCAUGGAUGGCACCACCGUGACCCACGACCUGCAGGUGGAGCUGGAGGACGGCACCCUACAGCAGGAGGCUCCUCCCACGGUGGGCUCGGAGCAGCAGGGCAUGCUGGAACUGGGCCAGACGCAGGUGGUGGACGGCGGCCAACAGGUGUCACUGGAGACCCAGCUGAGUGACCAGCCCCUGGGACAGGAAGAGGACACCUUUGUGACUACCCAGCAUGCUCUGCCUCAGAAUAUUAGCCAGUUUGAGACACAGACACUCCCGCAGCCUGGCUUUGACCAGCAAACACUUACUCAAGGUUUCACCAUCACCGCGGACGGCUAUGCCCAGGCCCAGUUCUCCACGGUGCAGCAGCUACAGGACUCCAGCACCCUGGAGUCUCAGGCCCUCUCCUCCAGCUACCACCCCCAGAACCUGCUCCAUGUGCCCAGCCAAGAGGUGACGAGUGGCCUGCUCCAGGAGACUAGCCAAGGAGACCUCCAGCUGUCCGACCAGACGCAAGACUACCAAGACCCAGAAGACAGCGAGGACAACAGCAAGAGGGCUUACAGGUGCACCAUGUGUAAUAAACCUUUUAAGAAGUCCAGCCAUCUGAAGCAACACGUGCGCUCCCACACCGGGGAGAAACCCUACUGCUGCAACAUUUGUGGCCGAUGCUUUGUCUCAGCAGGGGUCCUCAAGUCCCACCUCAACACACACACAGGAGUGAAGGCCUAUAAGUGUAACAUGUGUGACACUUCCUUCACCACCAACGGCAGUCUGAACCGCCACAUGGUCGUCCACCUGAAGCCCUACAAGUGUCACAUGUGUGAGGACAGCUUCCGCAACAGCAUGCUGUAUAGGAAGCACUUGAAGAAGGACCACGCCGAAGUGGACAGAGGGCUGGAGGAUGAGGACGGCGAGGAGGAAGAGGAGGGUGAGCAGACCGUGAUGAAGAGGAACCGGUCCAACAUCAUAACCUUCACGGAGGAGCAGGCGGAGGAGCUGGCCAAGAAUGACCCUGGUGACGAGGCGUCGGUGUCGGAGAAGGUGCUGGCCCAGUCGGCGGCGGAGCGCGACCGCAUCAGCGAGAUCAAGGACAAGGCGGUGGAGCUGGAGACGGAGCCCAAGUUCGCCAACUGCUGUAACUUCUGCCCCAAGAGCUUCAAAAAGCCCAGCGACCUCGUCAGACAUAUACGGAUCCACACAGGAGAGCGUCCUUACAAGUGUGACAAGUGUGGGAAGAACUUCACCGUGAAGUCCACCCUGGACUGCCACAUAAAGACCCACACAGGUCAGAAGCUGUUCAGCUGUCACAUGUGCAACACGUCCUUUUCCACCAAAGGGAGUCUGAAAGUCCACAUGCGCCUCCACACGGGCUCCAAGCCCUUCAAAUGCCCCUUCUGCGAGCUCCGCUUCCGCACCUCAGGCCACCGCAAGACCCACAUCCAGUGUCACUACCGGCCCAGCUCAGAGGGUCGGAAGGCCAAGCGAGCGGCAUCGUCCAGAAGUAACCAGAAGCAGCAGCAGCACCCGGGUAACCCAGAGAACCUGCACCCUGUGGGUCUGCUCCAGGCUACCACCACAGACCAUAACAUCUACCUCCCAGCCAACCAGGUCCUCGCAGGACAGUUUGAUCAGAACCUGCUGCAGCAAGGCCUGGUGGGCCAGGCAAUUCUGCCUACCUCCAUGUCAGCGGGUGGUGACCUGACAGUGUCUCUGUCGGAGGGUCUGGCUACUCUGGAGGGCAUCCACCUCCAGCUCACCUCUGCCAACCUAGUGUGUCCCAACGUCCAGAUCUCUGGCAUCGACACCAGCAACAUCAACAACAUCACACUGCAGAUUGACCCAGCCAUCCUCCAGCAGGGAGGUCUCCUCUCCCACGCCCUGACAGGAGACGGAGGCCUGACCAGCCACCCUGGUUCCCACCUCAUGGCCACGGGAGACCCCUCGGCGCCCGGCUCCAAUGUGGUCCUGCACCCGCUCACCAGCCUGUCCCUGCAGCCCUCCGCCAUCUGCCCUGGCCACGUCACCAUGGGCAGCUUUGGCGAGCACGACAACACAGGCUCUCAUCAGGACCUGAGUCAUGUGAUGAGUGGUCCAGGCCUGGUGUCCAGUGGGGCUCAGGAGAUCACUCUGACCAUCAACAACUCCAGCCUCACCCAGGCUCUAGCUCAGGCCCAGGCCAACGCUGCUGCUGGGGGCAACACUGCUGCAGGCAACCACCCCCAGGAGAUCACACUCACCAUAUCAGGUCAAGACCUCCUCCAGCAGCACGGCGCCCCUGGUGGCGGAGAGAUGAUUGGCGGGAUCAGGCUGGCAUCCCACCAAACCACAGGUGCCACCCUCACCAUGUGCAAUGACCACCUCCUACCUCAGAGCAACGCGGGCCUGACUGUCACAAGCCUGCCGCCUAGCACCUCCCUGUCACAGACGGCUGGCUCCCAGAGUCUGGUGAUGUCGUCAUCGAGCAUGGCCAGCGACGGCAGCGUGACUCUCACACUGGAGGACACACAGGGUAUGCUGGACGCUCAACCUCAAUUCACGCUCAACUUCAACGCACAGAGUCAGCAGUACCAAACUAUGCUCAGUGACCAGGAUCUCUCAGGACAACAGGCCGGCUCCACCCAGCAGGUCAUACUGGUCAGUCACCACCCCCAGGCCACUGAGGAACAGCCCGACAAUAUUUACAGGCUGUCAGAGGAGGGCCAGUUGGUGGAGAAGGAGGACCAGGGGGAGAACCAGAAGCAGAACCAGUGUUUCUACUGCAAUCAGGUGUGUCAGAGCGCCAACACGCUGCGACGCCACUGCAGGCAGGCCCACGGCAAGGACCGGUGCCACGUCUGCAGAGUGUGUGGCAAGGCCUUCAAAAGAGCUACUCACUUAAAGGAGCACGAGCGUGUCCACCAGCGAGGACCCUCACUGGGCUCCCAAAGGCCCAAGUUCUUCAAAUGCUCCUCCUGUGACAAAGCCUUCGCCAAGCCCAGCCAACUAGAGAGACACAACCGCACACACACAGGUGAGCGUCCCUUUAAGUGUUCCCAGUGUGACAAGGCCUUCAACCAGAAGAGUGCCCUGCAGGUACACACGGUCAAACACACAGGGGAGAAGCCCUACAAGUGUGAGAUCUGCAGCAUCAGCUUCACACAGAAGAGCAACAUGAAGCUGCACAUGAAGAGGUCGCACGGCUACGGUCCCGAUCGGACCCAGGAGGUGACUUUGGAGCAGGGGACAGAGACUGGAGUGGAUGUCCCUCCCGAGCUGAAUGACAUGGAAGAGGUUGUCCAGGAGUCUUCUGGAGACUGGCACUGUGGUAUUCCCAACGUGUUCCCUUAGCCCCCAACUCAGAAUUGAAUUGACCUUCCCAGUUUAUCCCAGCAUAGACUCUUCACUGAUGAUACGAAGCACUGAUUUUACCACAAGUAGGUGUGGAAAACCUACCCCUCAGAUCAACCCCCUCCUUUCCUCACCUCUUUUUAAUUGAGUUGGACAUUUCUGCACUUUUUCUAAAGUGAUGUUGCCACGCACAUCCUGAAAAUAAAAAGCGUGUGCGGCCGUACCUCUACACGCAUUAGGUCCUUAGCAGCAGCUAUUUCUGCCCGUUUCUCUUGUCCUCAGAUAUGCAUUAAAGGGACAAUCUGUGAUUGCUACAUCCAUUUUUUGUUUUACUUUUAAAUUCAUGAGAUAUACCCAUUGAUUAUUGAAGAGUAUAACUUACACAUGCCUCAUGAGCUUAGUUCAGCUUGUUCCUCUUUUUUUGUUAAAAAACGAACAAAAAGACAAGCAAUUGUAAACAAACAUUUUAUCGCCCCAACAUGGUUAAAUCUAUCCUUUUCAUAUCAUGGUUGUUCAGUCCUUGCAUCCAUAGCUCUGUCUUGUGGAUUUGGUUACAUUUCUCCAGCUCCAUCCCUCAGCUAUUUACCAAAUCGGUGGCGGAUUGCCCGCUUUUAUUAUUGUUUGAACUGCAGAUUGUCCCUUUAAAGGCAGAGAACUGGUCCCCCCAUUGACUAAAUUGCUGAAGCAACCUGCGCUCUGAUUCUCAUUAGUAUGAGUCCCUUACGAGACGUUUUAGUCAAAAAGCUGUUUAGUAAUCAUACGCUGACCUCCCAGUACAGUUCACCAGUCGGGGCUGUAGCUAGCUGAGGUAGACUACCGGCGGUUUUAUCCCUAGACUGUUGUUUACUCUGUUUGCCAAUAAGAGGAGUGAACGCUAGAGAUCUGCAUGGCUGCACUGUCAGUCCUGCGGUACUGGUUCACAUCACCCUGUAGAGUAGAAUAACCACUCACCUGCCCCAUCCGGAAAC
Molecule: messenger RNA, 6626 nt
Organism: Oncorhynchus nerka (sockeye salmon)
Lineage: Eukaryota; Metazoa; Chordata; Actinopteri; Salmoniformes; Salmonidae
Product: zinc finger protein 236-like
Exons: 32
Coding region: 103-5658 (1851 amino acids)
Biological process (GO): regulation of transcription by RNA polymerase II
Cellular component (GO): nucleus
Molecular function (GO): DNA-binding transcription factor activity, RNA polymerase II-specific; RNA polymerase II cis-regulatory region sequence-specific DNA binding
Source: RefSeq, a predicted model, not a curated record